AUGGCUGCCAAUGGAGCUAGCGCCUGGAGGCAGCUCACCCCGUUCCCGCUCUACCUGGCCAUCUUCUUCCUUCUUGGCGCCAACGAGGUGGAGGCGGCGACGUCCUUCAGCUUCGCCAACGAGUGCUCGCACCCGGUGUGGGUGGGCGUGCUCAGCGGCGCCACGUCGCCGCAGCUGCCCCGCACCGGCUUCUACCUCGCCCCGGGCGGGACCUCCUCGCUCGCCGCCCCGUCCUCCGGCGCCUGGUCCGGCAACUUCUGGGCGCGCACCGGCUGCGCCGUCGACGAGGGCACCGGCCGCCUCGCCUGCGCCACCGCCGACUGCGGCAGCGGCGACGUCGCCUGCGACGGCCGCGGGCCCGCCCCGCCCGUCACGCUCGCGGAGAUCACCCUCUCCGCCCCCGGCUCCGGCGGCCUCGACUUCUACGACGUCAGCCUCGUCGACGGCUUCAACCUGCCCGUCAGCAUCGCGCCCUCCCACGGAGGUUGCCAGGCGGCGGCGUGCGCGGGCGACGUGAACGCCGUGUGCCCGUCGGACCUGAGCGUCGCGUCCGGCUCAAGCGGUGAGGUGGUGGCGUGCAAGAGCGCCUGCAACGCCUACGGCAGCGCGCGCUACUGCUGCAGCGGCGACUACGGCACGCCGGCGGCCUGCGGGCCCACCAGCUACUCGCAGGUGUUCAAGGCCGCCUGCCCGGCGGCCUACAGCUACGCCUACGACGAUGCCAGCAGCACCUUCACCUGCUCCGGCGCCGCCACCUACCACAUCACCUUCUGUCCUGCCACUUAA
Triticum turgidum subsp. durum (durum wheat) is the source of this 786-nucleotide messenger RNA. Lineage: Eukaryota; Viridiplantae; Streptophyta; Magnoliopsida; Poales; Poaceae. The record is from the annotation of a GenBank genome assembly.